Rhincodon typus (whale shark) is the source of this 3181-nucleotide messenger RNA. RefSeq names its product UPF2 regulator of nonsense mediated mRNA decay. NCBI's taxonomy places the organism in Eukaryota, Metazoa, Chordata, Chondrichthyes, Orectolobiformes, Rhincodontidae. Gene Ontology annotation, cellular component: cytoplasm; exon-exon junction complex. The coding region runs from base 32 to 3181 and encodes 1049 amino acids. The record is from RefSeq and is a predicted model, not a curated record. Gene Ontology annotation, molecular function: protein binding; RNA binding. The transcript has 15 exons. Gene Ontology annotation, biological process: nuclear-transcribed mRNA catabolic process, nonsense-mediated decay.
GCCAUCAGGAGAUCACAAGAAGUCUGCGAGCAUGGAAGAGAAGGAUGUUGCAGUUUUCAGCAAUGAGAACAGAAGCAGUAAAGACAAGGAAUCUACUGACAGGAGGCCCAUCUCCAGUAGAGAGAAAGGCCGGGAUGAACUUAAAGCCAGCAGCAGAAGGGAAACCAUAAAGGCAGCCGAGGAGAAAAAGAAGAGGCAAGACGAUGAAAAACGCAAAAAGGAGGAUGAAAAACGAAAGAAAAAGGAAGAGGAGAAGUUAAAAGCAGAGGAAGAACAAAGGAAGAAAGAAGAGGAAGAAAAGAGGAAACUAGAGGAGGAAGAAAGGAAGAAACAGGAGGAGGAGGAAAAAAGGCAGAGAGAAGAAGCAGCAACCAGGCAGAGAGAGAUGGAAGAAGCGUAUCAGUUGCAUCAAGAGGCCUGGGAGCGUCAUCAAACAAGAUUAGAACUCCGUAGUAAGAAUCAGAUAGCGCAUGAGAACCGUCCAGAGGAGAGUUUCUUUACCAGGCUGGACUCAAGCCUAAAGAAAAAUACAGCAUUUGUCAAGAAGCUCAGAACUAUUACUGAGCAGCAAAGAGACUCCCUUUCCAGUGAUUUCAACAUGCUUAACUUGAGCAAGUACAUUGCGGAAGCUGUUGCGUCCAUUGUAGAAGCCAAACUGAAAUUAUCUGAUGUGAAUUGUGCUGUUCACCUUUGCUGCCUGUUUCACUUGCGUUAUGCUGACUUUUCACCAUUGCUUCUACAAGGCUGGAGAAAGCACUUUGAAGCCAGGAAGGAAGAAAAAACUCCAAACAUUAGCAAACUGAGGACUGACAUGCGCUUCAUUGCAGAACUGACGAUUUGUGGAAUCUUCACUGACAAAGAAGGCCUGUCACUCAUCUACGAGCAGCUGAAGAAUAUCAUUUGUGCUGAUCGUGAUACUCACACUCACGUCUCUGUGAUUAUCAGCUUUUGCCGGCAUUGUGGAGAUGAUGUGGCUGGUCUGGUCACCAGAAAGAUGAAGUUUGCCUCCGAGAAACACAACCUCAGCUUCCCUCCCAGUGAGAUCAUCAGUUCUGAAAAGCAGCAGCCCUUCAUGAAUCUGUUGAGGGAGUACUUUACCUCUCUGACCAAACAUCUUAAAAAAGAUCACCGUGAAUUACAGAAUCUGGAGAGGCAGAACAGGCGAAUUUUGCAUUCUAAAGGAGAACUGAGUGAAGAUCGGCACAAGCAGUAUGAAGAAUUUGCUACCUCCUACCAGAAGCUUUUGGCAAACACACAGAGCCUGGCUGAUUUGUUGGAUGAGAACAUGCCUGAACUUCCCCAGGAUAAAACUGCGCAGGAAGAACAUGGCACUGGCAUAGACAUUUUCACACCAGGGAAGCCCGGAGAAUAUGACCUUGAUGGAGGAAUCUGGGAAGAUGAAGAUGCACGCAACUUCUAUGAAAACCUAAUUGACCUGAAAGCAUUUGUACCUGCUAUAUUGUUCAAAGAUAACGAGAAGAACUCGCAGAACAAAGAUUCGAGCAAAGAAGAUUCAAAAGAUUCCAAAGAUGGCAGAGAGUCCAAGGAUGGGAAAGAUUCCAAAGAUUUGGUUGCAACAGAAGAAUUGGAACUGGAACUAGAGAAUCUGGACAUUAAUGAUGAAAUGUUAGACGAAGAAGGAACAGAAGAAACAGAAGACCUCAGUCAAAAACUCCUAGAGGAACACGAACAAGAUGAAGAAGAAGCCAGCACUGGUUCUCAUCUGAAACUGAUAGUGGAUGCUUUCCUGCAGCAGCUGCCUAACUGUGUCAACCGUGACCUGAUAGACAAGGCUGCAAUGGACUUCUGCAUGAACAUGAACACGAAAGCUAAUCGAAGGAAGUUAGUCCGAGCACUGUUCACUGUGCCCAGGCAGAGGUUGGACCUACUUCCAUUUUACGCCCGUCUGGUUGGCACUUUAUAUCCAUGUAUGACAGAUGUGGCAGAAGACCUUUGUGCCAUGUUAAAAGGAGACUUCAGAUUCCAUGUCAGGAAGAAGGAUCAGAUCAACAUUGAAACUAAAAACAAAACUGUACGUUUCAUAGGAGAAUUAACAAAGUUUAAAAUGUUCUUGAAGAGCGAUUCACUUCAUUGUCUAAAGAUGCUUUUGGCUGACUUUUCCCACCACCAUAUUGAAAUGGCCUGCACACUCCUAGAGACAACUGGUCGUUUUCUUUUCCGAUCACCUGAUUCCCAUUUGAGGACAAGUGUUCUUCUGGAGCAGAUGAUGCGCAAGAAACAAGCAAUGCAUUUAGAUGCUCGUUAUGUUACAAUGGUGGAAAAUGCAUACUAUUACUGUAAUCCACCACCUGUGGAGAAAACAGUGAGGAAGAAGCGCCCUCCCCUUCAAGAAUAUAUCCGCAAACUUCUCUACAAGGACUUGUCCAAGGUCACAACUGAAAAGGUGUUGAGACAGAUGCGGAAAUUGGCAUGGCAUGAUCCAGAGGUGAAGGAAUAUGUUAUUAACUGCAUGAUCAACAUCUGGAACGUCAAAUAUAACAGUAUUCACUGUGUCGCUAACCUAUUGGCGGGUUUAGUGCCAUACCAAGAAGAUGUGGGAAUACAUGUUGUGGAUGGAGUGCUGGAAGACAUCCGUCUGGGAAUGGAGGUCAAUCAACCCAAAUUCAACCAGAGGCGUAUUAGCAGUGUUAAGUUCCUUGGGGAAUUGUACAAUUACAGGAUGGUGGAGUCUGCAGUCAUCUUCCGAAUUUUGUAUUCCUUUAUUACAUUUGGUAUAAGUGCUGAUGGCAGUGCAACACCUCUGGAUCCACCAGAGCAUUUGUUCCGUAUUCGUCUGGUUUGCACUCUGCUAGACACUUGUGGACAAUACUUUGACAGAGGCUCCAGCAAACGGAAGUUGGACUGUUUUCUUGUAUAUUUUCAGCGUUACAUCUGGUGGAAGAAGAGUUUAGAUGUGUGGACGAAAGAUCACCCGUUCCCUAUUGAUGUUGACUACAUGAUUAGUGACAUACUUGAGCUGCUUCGACCAAAGAUGAAAUUCUGUGGCUCCCUUGAAGAGGCCAUAAAGCAAGUUCAGGAACUCGAGCGUGAGUUCUUGAUUAAACUAGGUAAGGAACGGUUCUACUUGUAUCAUUCUGAAGAAGAGUCCUGCCAGGACCCCACACCCCGCUCAGAAUAUCUCAAUUCCUAUGCUGCCACUGCCAGUGAUGCCUGCGUCUGA